Messenger RNA from Salvia hispanica, 612 nucleotides. RefSeq names its product sec-independent protein translocase protein TATA, chloroplastic-like. The record is from RefSeq and is a predicted model, not a curated record. Gene Ontology annotation, cellular component: membrane. Gene Ontology annotation, biological process: protein transport by the Tat complex. NCBI's taxonomy places the organism in Eukaryota, Viridiplantae, Streptophyta, Magnoliopsida, Lamiales, Lamiaceae.
CGCCAUGAAGUCUAGAUAGCCUUUUCCCAAAAACACACAAAACACGAGCCAAAUUAAGCUCUCUUCCUCCAAUGGCCGCCGCAUCAUCUUCCACCUUAGCAGUGCCACUCACCUCAAACCCAUCCACAAAACUCACCUCUCUCUCCUCCUCCGCUUCACUAUUCUUCAGCUCCAGUCUCAAAAACCGCGCUCUCGCUGUGGAUCGGCCCAGGAGAGCUCAGAAACGGGGAUUCUCCUGUAACUGCAUAUUCGGCCUUGGAGUGCCUGAGAUCGUCGUGAUUGUCGGCGUCUCCGCCCUCGUUUUCGGCCCCAAAGCUCUUCCCGAAGUGGGCCGCAGCAUUGGCAAGACUGUCAAGAGCUUUCAGCAGGCGGCCAAGGAGUUUGAGACCGAAAUAAGGAAGGAUGUCGAGGAUUCAGCAGAAGCUUCCGGCGAGAAUAUCGAGAUAGCCAAGGAAGGGCAGCAGCAAGAAGCUUAAGUUUCCAGCAGAAAAGGGGGGUGUUCAGUUUUGAUGUAGUGGAAAUUUGCUAUAGCAGCUUCCUUUCUGACAUGAACUAUAGUAAUGUUUUGGAUACAGAUUAUAAAGGUUUUUAGUCGUGUUGGAUUUUAUUUAA